This is a messenger RNA of Cucumis melo (muskmelon), 1022 nucleotides long. Its product is annotated as protein FD. The transcript has 3 exons. Gene Ontology annotation, molecular function: DNA-binding transcription factor activity. NCBI's taxonomy places the organism in Eukaryota, Viridiplantae, Streptophyta, Magnoliopsida, Cucurbitales, Cucurbitaceae. Gene Ontology annotation, biological process: positive regulation of DNA-templated transcription. The record is from RefSeq and is a predicted model, not a curated record. Gene Ontology annotation, cellular component: nucleus. The coding region runs from base 121 to 756 and encodes 211 amino acids.
AAAAUGAAAAAAAAAGAAAGAAAAGAAAAGAAAAUUCCGACCCAUUAAAAAGCACCAUUUCUCUUACACAAAAUAUCUCUUAAGUUUCUUACUUUUAAUUUGUUUGCUUUCUUUUUGUAAAUGGAAGAAGUUUGGAAAGACAUUACUCUCUCUUCUCUCCAUUCCCGUUCCGACCAUGACUUCUCCUCCGCCGCUCCCACUCCCAUCAGUCUCCACCUCCACCACCACCACUCCGCCGCCAACUUACGUCACAUCAUCCUCCAAGACUUCCUUUCUUCUUCCACUUCCAAACUUGACUCCUCCUCCUCCUCCUCCUCCGCCGCCGCCGCCGCUGUCCCCUCCCUCCCUCCCCCCCCACCUACUGUCUUGUCCUUGAAUUCCACACGGGAAUUACAUUUCCUCGAUAACCCCAUCGCCGCCGCCCACUUCCGCCACCAGGAUCCUUCCUCUGUCUCCGCCGCCUUCCACAGCCCCUUUGAUCAAGUCCUUGGACCACCACCCUUCGGCAAAAAAAGGGUCACUGAUUCAGAUAACUCCGGAGAUCGGCGGCAGAAACGUAUGAUCAAGAAUCGCGAAUCCGCCGCCCGAUCUCGUGCACGAAAACAGGCUUACGCAAACGAGCUGGAGCUUGAAGUGUCAAAUUUAAAGGAAGAGAAUGCAAAACUUAGGAGACAACAAGAAGAGCUACAAGCAGUGGCGAUGGCUCAAGUCCCAAGAAAACACAGGCUGCAGCGGACAUCGACGGCGCCGUUUUAGCGAUCAUAAGAGGGGGAGGGGGGGUUUGGGGUAUUAAUGGUUUGAGGUUAAUUUUGUGGGAUGAAAAAGAAGGGAACUUCUGAAAUGUUUGCAUAAAAAAAAAAAAAAAAAGAACACUUUGGUUGAUUUAGGUUAAAAGUAAAAGAAUUAACAGAGAGAACUAAUUCUAAACUUGAUGAUGCUGAUGAUGAUGAUCAGUGUUUGUGUAGGGCAGAUUUAAAAGACAAAAAAAAAAAAAAGUGAAUUUGCUUUGAUUAUGGAACCAA